AUGGAUCUAAAAUCAAUUAAUGAAAGCUGUGCCGGCUGGGGUAGACAGGUUGAUGAGGUAUCAUCCGAUCAAGUGAGUAAAUUAAUGGACCAUAGCAGAUGUAUACUUAUAAAUAUUUUCGAACAGAAAAAAAACCUUACCGUCGACCAUUCUUGGAAUGUAGAACCUGCGGUGGGUACCUAUUUCACAGAUCAAGAAAAAUACCCUGCCGUCGACCAUUCUUGGGAUGUAGAACCUGCGGUGGGUACCUAUAUUCCAGAUCAAGUAAGUAAAUUAGUGGCCAAUAGUAGAUGUAUACUUAUAAACAUUUUCAAACAGAAAAAAGACCCUAACGUCGACCAUUCUUGGGAUCUAGAACCUGCGGUGGGUUCCUAUUUCACAGAUCAAAGAAAAAAUACCGUCGACCAUUCUUGGAAUGAAGAACCUGCGGUUGGUUCCUAUAAUCCAGAAGCGUAUGUAUUAUCGAACCGGAUAAUCCGCUGUGCUCCGCCGAAAAUGAGUAAGACGGCAAAAAAAAAUAAAUUUAGGGAACAAGAAUGAAAAAGACACAUGGCAUUUUUGCG
This is a messenger RNA of Ceutorhynchus assimilis (cabbage seed weevil), 563 nucleotides long. The record is from the annotation of a GenBank genome assembly. Lineage: Eukaryota; Metazoa; Arthropoda; Insecta; Coleoptera; Curculionidae.